Panthera uncia (snow leopard) is the source of this 1723-nucleotide messenger RNA. RefSeq names its product ADP ribosylation factor like GTPase 13B (gene ARL13B). Gene Ontology annotation, cellular component: motile cilium; non-motile cilium; ciliary membrane. Gene Ontology annotation, biological process: receptor localization to non-motile cilium; non-motile cilium assembly. The transcript is spliced from 10 exons. Gene Ontology annotation, molecular function: GTP binding; GTPase activity. The coding region runs from base 279 to 1571 and encodes 430 amino acids. NCBI's taxonomy places the organism in Eukaryota, Metazoa, Chordata, Mammalia, Carnivora, Felidae. The record is from RefSeq and is a predicted model, not a curated record.
GCGGGGUUUUCACUGGCGGGGCUCCGCUAACACUACUCGGGUUUGGGUGUCUGCGCCUUUGGCCGAGCUGUGCCUGGGCGAGGAGGCCGUUGUUCGCUCGCCGGCCGGCGCGGUUACCGGGACUUGGCGCUGGGACUGACCACCUCGACCCCACUCCAGACUUCUCCGCCUCCGAGGUGCCUCGGAACGGCUGCGGCCGCCGGGACUUGGCCCGGGGCAACUAGGGGCCCUUCCUCGCUCGGGGCUCGGAUGGGAGGCGUUGGGAGGAGCGGCCUGGGAUGUUCAGUCUGAUGGCCAAUUGCUGCAGCUGGUUCAAGCGGUGGCGGGAGCCCGUCAGAAAGGUGACUCUUGUGAUGGUGGGACUUGAUAAUGCUGGUAAAACGGCAACGGCAAAGGGAAUCCAAGGAGAGUAUCCUGAAGAUGUAGCUCCUACUGUUGGAUUUUCCAAAAUUGACCUCAGACAAGGCAAAUUUGAAGUCACCAUCUUUGACUUGGGAGGUGGAAAAAGAAUUCGGGGUAUCUGGAAGAAUUACUAUGCUGAGUCCUAUGGGGUAAUAUUUGUUGUGGAUUCCAGUGAUGAAGAGAGAAUGGAAGAGACAAAAGAGACAAUGUCAGAAGUGCUAAGACAUCCUAGGAUAUCGGGAAAGCCUAUACUGGUGUUGGCAAAUAAACAAGACAAGGAAGGGGCUUUAGGAGAAGCUGAUGUGAUUGAAUGCCUGUCUCUGGAAAAAUUGGUCAAUGAGCACAAGUGCCUAUGUCAAAUAGAACCUUGUUCAGCAGUCUUGGGCUAUGGAAAGAAAAUUGACAAGUCCAUUAAAAAAGGCCUUUACUGGCUCCUACAUAUCAUUGCAAGAGACUUUGAUGCUUUAAAUGAACGUAUCCAAAGAGACACAACAGAACAGCGUGCUCUUGAAGAACAAGAGAAACGAGAGAGGGCUGAACGAGUGCGAAAAUUACGAGAAGAAAGAGAACAAAGAGAACGAGAGCAGGCGGAACUCAAUGGAACCAGCAGCCUGGCUGAGUUGGACUCCGAACCAAUUAUUGUUAAUCCUUUCCAGCCAAUCGCAUCUGUCAUCCUUGAGAAUGAAAGAAAACUUGAAAAAGACAAAAAGAGACACAGUAUGGAGAAAGACAGUGAUGGCUGCCCCCCGAAACAUAAAACGGAGAAUGAGCAAAUAGAGACACAGAGCCAGAUCAGUGACAAUAGCCAAAAGAACAAUGAGCUUGGAAUAGUUGAAAAUUAUAAAGAGGCAUUAACACAGCAGUUGGAGAAUGAAGAUGAUACAGACCAGCGAUCAUCAGAAUCAGAUAACAGCAAAAAGAAAACUAAGAAACUAAGAAUAAAAAGGAGUCACCGUGUAGAACCUGUUAAUACAGAUGACUCUGCUCCUAAGAGUCCAACACCACCCCCGCCUCCUCCUCCUGUUGGCUGGGGAACCCCCAAAGUCACUAGACUUCCAAAACUUGAGCCUCUUGGUGAAACACGUCAUAAUGAUUUCUAUGGGAAGCCACUGCCUCCCCUGUCUGCGCGACAGAGGCCUAACAGUGAUGCUCAUGAUGUGGUUUCAUAACCGAGUCAUGUGAUGAGCUUUUUAAAGAUCUGCAAGAUCAACUACAAGACCUUCCUUCUCAAAGAAGAAAAACCCUAAGCAUUGAUGACUGGGGCAAGAUAACCAUAGUGAUUUCAGUGAGAUAAUAGCCAAAGACCUGGCUGAUAUGACAA